AAACAUCCCGAGAGUAUGAAGGCGUACGAUAUGAUCUUACACCCAAGACAACUCUACCAAAGACAAGCUAGCCAUGAGAGAUUCCAAAUCUCUAAAGCUUUCUUUAGUUGCAAGUUGUCUGUUGGAAGCCCCGUUGGUCCGCAUGUUCUCAAGAUGAUUGGCUAUGUUUGGACUCUUGAAAAAUUGGGUUUCGCACUAAGGACUGAACUUGCAACUGAUCUGACUCUGCAAUCAUUGCUAGAGUUGUACAAGCAGUUUGUGGUUAAUUAUGAGAUACAUGAACUCGAUAAACCACUACGAGAACUUUUGAAGAUGCUGCAAACUGCUGAAGAGAGCUUCACCAAAGGAAGGGGAGUUAUGUCCUAGUUCAAGGGGGGAAAGCAGGAAGAAGUUCAAGAAGACAAAGAAGAAUGGAGGUAAAGGCAAGGGCAAUACCAAGCCAAAGUCCACUUCUUUUAGGCUAAAGACUAAAGGCGGAGUGGCCAAAGAUUCCAUUUGUCAUCGCUGUGGCGAUGUUGGCCACUGGAAGAGAAAUUGCAAACAGUAUUUGGCAACCAAGAAAAAGGGUGAAGCUUC
Messenger RNA from Cuscuta campestris, 576 nucleotides. The record is from the annotation of a GenBank genome assembly. NCBI's taxonomy places the organism in Eukaryota, Viridiplantae, Streptophyta, Magnoliopsida, Solanales, Convolvulaceae.